GCAUAUAAAGACCACACUCUUCCUUUAGCGGCAGCGCCAUAAUUUCCGAGCUGCUAGUGCUACAGUCCCCAUCAACAGUUCAGGCUUACAGCUAGUUGCAGUACACCACCAAGCCAACGGAGAAGUAGCAGUACCAUUGGGAGGAUGGCUUCGAUCGUGCUGCUGCUGUCGGAGCUUCUCGGCGGCGCGGGGAGCACAAGCAUGCUGGCGGCCAACUGCUACAUGGGCGGCCACAGCCUGCGGGAGUUCCGGCCCGCGGCGACCAAGGGCGAGCGGGAGCCGAAGCUGCGGGGAACAACCUCCACGGAGGCCAAGGACGAGGAGUCGUCUUCGUUGGACCUGGAGGAUCUCUCCGCCGUGUCCAGGAUAUCGGUGGACGUCAUGUGGCCCUGAGCCUAUCGCUGAGUCGAGAGGUCGAUUCCCUCGAUAUUGUUCUGCGUUUGGUUGGCGAGGACGAAGAACAGAUGUGAUGUGAUUCCUCGUUGCCUCCAGUCCAGUUCUAUGAAAUGAAGAUGUAAAUAUGUAAAGCCACCGCUGAAUGUUCUCCCUGUGUUCCUUUUUGUCC
Molecule: messenger RNA, 565 nt
Organism: Hordeum vulgare subsp. vulgare (domesticated barley)
Lineage: Eukaryota; Viridiplantae; Streptophyta; Magnoliopsida; Poales; Poaceae
Exons: 1
Coding region: 145-393 (82 amino acids)
Source: RefSeq, a predicted model, not a curated record